Messenger RNA from Cuscuta epithymum, 887 nucleotides. NCBI's taxonomy places the organism in Eukaryota, Viridiplantae, Streptophyta, Magnoliopsida, Solanales, Convolvulaceae. The record is from the annotation of a GenBank genome assembly.
GGAAAUCCUAACAAAACGUUUAAGCAGAUGAUCAAUUGCGAAAUCUAUAUAUAUUUCCUCCUACUUCUCGAUCUCCUCACAAAUAAUAAGAAGUAAUUGAAGUGUAUUAUAGUAGCUUCAAUUGAGACGAUCAUGGCGGCGGCCGGGAAGAUGAUAUUUUCGCCGCUUCCCGGUGGAGGGUACGUCCAGCUGCGGGAGGGCUAUUCCAAUUUGGACCUCCUCGCCGCCGUCUGUGUGGCUGAUUGGGAGGCGGAGAACAACCUUAAAAAAUCUUCCUCGCAUGCCGGGAUAUUCCGCGACCGAAUCCGUCGACAGGCGGGUCCCGCCGCGGAUAUCUCGGAGGAAAAGCUGCUGAUAGAGAAGGAGAUAACGGCGAGCGACUUGAGCCGGAACCAAGGCCGGCUGACCCUCCCGGUGAGAAAAAAGAGAGAGGCGGCGUUCUUGACGGCGGAGGAGGAGGGGCGGCUGGCCACGCGCCGGGACGAGAAGGUGGGCUCACUCGACGACGUGGCACUCAUCCCGACCGUCGAUGAUGAGGUGGUGAAGUGUGAGGUGAGCCUGCGGAGAUGGGACUUGGGAGAUGCGAAAGAAGAGCGGGAAUGCCAGCGUGUCAUUCAUCCUCAGCCGCACGUGGAACGAAAUUCAGGAACGUCUUGGCUUGACGGAAGGGACCAAAGUUCAAAUCUGGUCCGUCCGAGUUAACGGCAGAUUGUGGUUGCCCCUCGUACAGCUCCCUUUUAUGUAACAAACACUUAAACCAAAUUACUAGUGGUCCAAAUUAGGGGUGUGACCACAUCGCGUAAUCGGUCGGUGUGGAUUGAACCUUUGCUAAACCCGGAAAUUAUUCAAAAGGUCUCGAGUUAUGAAAAUUAGGGACAAUAACAAAG